Molecule: messenger RNA, 28085 nt
Organism: Coregonus sp. 'balchen'
Lineage: Eukaryota; Metazoa; Chordata; Actinopteri; Salmoniformes; Salmonidae
Source: the annotation of a GenBank genome assembly
UGACACACUCACAUCAGGUUACAGCAGAAAACUCAGAACAAGCCGGGGCAGAGUUGUUAAAGGUAAGGGAAAGUUAGACAUGGCUGUUUCUUCCAUUUCUCUGCUGGUUGAUUGUACUAUAAUAAUUGACAGGGUGGAUAAUAGUUGUAUGUUUCUGAAUAUAUGUAUGUUGUCCUUAAUUGUCUUGAAUUAAACAUUGGUCAUUUUAAACUUAGAGUUGAAAUAAGAAGUAGAUAGCGAAGGGAUAUUCAGUAGUCCGAGCUAAUCAGGUAAACAGGUAGGACUUGGAGCAUUUACAGUUAGACGUCUGACCAUCUGAUAGACGUCUGACCAUCUGAUAGACGUCUGACCAUCUGAUAGACGUCUGACCAUCUGAUAGACGUCUGACCAUCUGAUAGACGUCUGACCAUCUGAUAGACGUCUGACCAUCUGAUAGACGUCUGACCAUCUGAUAGACGUCUGACCAUCUGAUAGACAUCUGACCAUCUGAUAGACGUCUGACCAUCUGAUAGACGUCUGACCAUCUGAUAGACAUCUGACCAUCUGAUAGACAUCUGACCAUCUGAUAGACGUCUGACCAUCUGAUAGACAUCUGACCAUCUGACAGACAGUCGACUUUUAGAGAUCAGUUGUCUAUCACACAUUUAUUACACCUCCCACACUCACUCACUCACUCACUCACUCACUCACUCACUCACUCACUCACUCACUCACUCACUCACUCACUCACUCACUCACUCACUCACACACUCACUAUUUUAGCCUGACCAUUUAAAAUACCAUGCUGUUUUUCUUCCUUACGUGAAAGCCUCACUGGCAGCUGUUUCAUCCUAUUGGCUUUGGCACUAUGUCCUGCUGCGCACGGAGAUGAGAUUGAGACCCUGUUGCUGUUUUGUUGUUGUUGAUUUGAUUUGAUUUAUUUGACCAUUUAAACACAAUACAACCACACGUGGAUACAGAGCAAUGCCAUUCAAAUCAUUGACGCUGACACGAAAAGGUAAAAAUAAAAAUAUAUUUCCAUUGUGGAAAUAUACACAAGAUUAUAUAAUGAAAACAAAAUAUACACAAGAUUAUAACAUGAAAACAAAAUACAUCUCAAAUACAUUUCAUCAAUAGGGAGGAAACAGUAGAAGAAAUAAAAUAGAUGACCAAGUUACAGUAAGUUCAUUGAAGCAAUUAUACUUUCUUUAGCCUGUGCAGUUUUAAAGCAUUUUGCCCAUAAACCAUUUCUUAAGGUAUGGAUUUUAUGGAUUUCAUAUGGUUUGGUAUGGAUGGUACGGAUUUUAUAUGGUUUGGUACACAAUUCCAUUACUCUGCACUAGUGUUAAGGAAAUAGCUUUUUACAGCCAUGCUUAUAUAGCGCAGCGAUCUUCUAUUGGCAACACUGGCUCUGGUGUGAUGGUCGAUGAGAGACUCUAAUUAAAUUAAAAUAAAAAAAAUUACAUUUUAGCCGACGCUCUUAUCCAGAGUGACUUACAGGAGCAAUUAGGGUUAAGUGCCUUGCUCAAGGGCACAUCGACAGAUUUUUCACCUAGUCGGCUCAGGGAUUAGAACCAGCGACCUUUCGGUUACUGGCACAACCACUAAGCUACCUGCUUCCCCCAAGUAACUUGGGGAAAGGUUAUGUAUAACUUUUAAAACCAUCAACAGUUUGAUCUGCACCACCCGUAGAUCAACUGGAAGCAUUUUCAGUUCCCUGAAAUGAUUAGGAUCAAUGUGCAUCCUAGGGCUGAGCUUAAAUAUUAUUCUCAUUAGUUUGUUUUGGGCUGUUUUAAGUUUGUCCUUCAGAGUUUUGGUUAUGCCACUGAACCAUGCAUAAUCAUAGUGGCACUGUAUCAGAGAUGUUACCAGGGUCCUCAUAGUCUCUGUAUCCAGGAACUUGCCUACUCUUGGCAGGAACUGCAAUGAACCUUCCCAAUGACAUUCAGAGCCAUGAGUUCACCCGAGCAUUUCUCCUUCACCACUACUCCAUUACACUUGACUGAGAAGUUGGAAGAGUUUCUAACUUUGUGUUUGUAACCAAAUAGGAUACAUUCUGUCUUGCCUAAAUGCAGAGACAGUUUGUUGUUGGAUAACCACUUACUGACUUUAGUCAGUUGGCUGCUUAGGGUCUUUUCAACAGUCUCCUCAUUCUAAUGUGAAACCAAGAGGGCAGCAUCAUCCUCAUACAGGAACAGAGGGCAUGAACAGCCAGAGUCCAUGUCAAAGGCCUCAAAAGGUUGAAGAGAUAGCAGAAUGAUCCAAAUGGUCAAAAUUCUCUAGAACACAGAGAACAGAGACAUUAGAACACACAGAACAGAGACAUUAGAACACACAGAACAGACGCAUUAGAACACACAGAACAGAGACAUUAGAACACACAGAACAAAGGCAUUAGAACACACAGAACAGAGACAUUAGAACACACAGAACAGACGCAUUAGAACACACAGAACAGAGACAUUAGAACACACAGAACAGAGGCAUUAGAACACACAGAACAGACGCAUUAGAACACACAGAACAGAGACAUUAGAACACAAAGAACAGAUGCAUUAGAACACACAGAACAGACGCAUUAGAACACACAGAACAGACGCAUUAGAACACACAGAACAGAGGCAUUAGAACACACAGAACAGAGACAUUAGAACACACAGAACAGAGGCAUUGGAACACACAGAACAGACGCAUUAGAACACACAGAACAGAUGCAUUAGAACACACAGAACAGAGGCAUUAGAACACACAGAACAGAGACAUUAGAACACACAGAACAGAGGCAUUGGAACACACAGAACAGAGGCAUUGGAACACACAGAACAGAGGCAUUAGAACACACAGAACAGAGACAUUAGAACAAAGAACAGAGACAUUAGAACACAGAGAACACUACAGAACCACAGGUAGUCAAACUGGAUUGAGAGAGAGAAUGAGUGUGUGUGUGAGAGAGUGACAGAUAGAGGAAGUUGGGAGAAGAGAAAGACAGUGGUUGGGUAGGGGGAGUUGGAGUCCAAGAAGUUGGCUUGAGUUUCUAAACCAACUCCAAACAGAAGACAAGGAAUAGAGUUAUGUGCUGGAAAAACCACACAGUCAGCAUGGCCAAACUGGAGGAAGAAAAUAUCCCUUUUCCUGAGAACAGAACAGAGAGGAGAAAGUCACUGCGCUCUCCAGUUUUACAGUACGUCCCAAAUGGCACCCUAUUCCCUAUAUAGUGCGAUACUUUUGACCAGAGCCCAUAGGUCAAAAAUAGUGCAACAAAUGGGGAAGGGGGUGGCAUUUGGGACACCACACCCUUGUACACUGACUGUGGCAGAACAAAAUCAACAAAUGUGACCUUUUGUUCUAACCACUAGGGUGCCAUGAGUGACGAGAAAACAAUGAACUUAAAGAAGUGUGAUUGAUUGCUUUGUUAAUGGAACCAUUCAUUCGAGUCCACGGCACGUUGUAAGUAGCACUUUAGGUUUGUGAGCGUGAAUCACAAAUAAAAUGCAUACACACCACCACCACAGUUAAAGGGACAAUCUGCAGUAGCUACAUCCAUUUUUGGACUAUGUACCCAUUGAUUCUUGAAGAAUAUAACAUGUAAAUGCCUCAUGAGCUUUAGUUCAACUGUCGUACCUCAUCAGAGCCCAAAAUAUAAACUUCGUUUACUUCCAAUGUUUGUAAACAAUGUAAAUGUAAACAAACACUGUAUAGCCUCAAAACAUGGUUAAAACUAUAAUUUUGAUAUCAUGGAUGGUCAGUCCUUGCAUCCAUAGCUCUGUCUAUGAAUUUGAGAGUGGUUCCAUUUCUCCAAUCCCGUCGCUCAGGUUUUUUGCGAACCAGUGGUGGGGGCGUUCGCUUUGUUAUUGUUUCAACUGCUGAUUGCCGCUUUAACGAAAGGGAGAGACAGAAACAUCUGAUCUUAUCAGAGGAAUCAGUCCAGGAACAGCUGAGAAACAAGGAAUCUUCUGGACUCUUAUGUUGAUGACAGCUUUAUGUCUUCUACAACAUUCUUCACAAAGCUUAUUUGAGAGCCCAAUUCCCAACCCUUUGUUUUUAGUGUAGCAACGUAUGUAGCAACUUCAAGGUAGCCUGGUCCCAGGCCUGUUUGUGCUUGCCAACAAUGGUCAUUGUCAAAUACAUAGAUAGGUGUUAGCACAAAUAGAUGAAGGUGUUCUAGGAACAAAAAAAUCUAAACAAUGUGUACGUGUCCCCAUUACGUAUCUAAAACCAGCAACUAAAAAUGGUGGCCUUAGUGUUUUAGAACAUAUCAUCUUAGGGAGGCGACCGUUUUAACAGUGCCAUGAGUUCAAAUUUAAUUUGCGGUUUUUAGUCAAGAAUGCUGUGGUUGGAGAUGUUUGGAUUCCAAGGUUUGUAACGACGUGAGGAGGCCACGUGAGGAGAAACCGAUGCAUUUAUACCCAGGACAGAGCAGUGGUGGGGACAGGAAGGGAAACAAAGCCCUCAUAUUGACCCCAAAAUGUCAGUCAAAAAAUAUUGAGACUUCCUUCUUCUAAGACCUUUAAACUGGGGAAAAGGCUUUAAGGGCCAUCCACACCAAGGACUAUAACUAUAACAAUAAAUGAUACAUACUGUAACUAUACACGUUGGCGAGCAUCCACACCAGAGGACAGUUUAUUGUUGUGCAGUAGGGGAGAGAGUUGAGCCAAAGGGGUAAGUUUCUAGGGGAAAUUAAUAAUUUGACCAACUAUUUAGGAAGGGGUAAUCAUUUCAUGGAGUCUGUGAAGGAAGAAACCACAUGGAAAAAGUGGUAAGCAAGUUAGGUCCAAAAAACUAAUUUUCACCAAGUCUAAUGAAUUAUUUUGUUAGAGGUUUCAUGAUGCUUGUAUCUAAACCAAAGUAGAUGAUUUGUGACCGACCGGCUCGAUUCGGUCUUAUGUAGCCAAAUUUAAAAUUGUGUUUUUUUACAUUGGAUAAAAGUAGAGACUCAGAGCUAGAAAAUGGUAUAUCAUACACUACAGUUGAGGAACAAUGGGAAAGUAAUUCUGCUUUGAAAGUUGAUAAACUUGUAACCUCACUUUUGAGAAAAUGGCCUUUGAAUGUUUUGGUGCACCUACUGGAGAGCUCUUCUUUGUCUAUACCCAUUCAGCAUCGUUCACACCCUCUUAAGUUUUAGGCCCACCCAUCUCUUUAAGGGUUGAUCAGAGCGUUCUGUCCUAACAACAGCAGUCAAGCACCCAAGCUAACUGGCUAAGGUUGGCUAACUUGAUAGCUACUUCCAGACUAUUUUACUCACCCUAGCAGAGCUGGAUAAGGCUGUUUUUAUGUUAUCCAGAGUGUUGGUGACUGCAACUGUGCUGCUGGCAACAAUUUACGCUUUUUUGUAAAAGUUUACUAACACCGGCCAUAUUCAACGGGUGUUGAGCGUUCGUAAAUUUGUCAGUUAUUCUGUGCUCUGGCACACUCAGACGAGAGUACUCUGAAAUUGGAGUAGAUAGCCAGAGCGAAUUUACCAGCUACGUCUAUCAACAGUUGUCGCAGUGACAUCAUUAACAUUCUAUUGAAAUGGUUACUUGCAUAGUGUAGUCUUUUAUUAAGACACGUAGCUAGCUAGCUGGCUAAACAAUUAACCAUAAUCCCAACUCAUGAUGUUACUACCCUGCAUGAAUCUGCAGCUAGCUAACCAACCAGGUUCAAUGUUAGCUAGCUAACAUUAGGUUAUAACUAGCAAAGCAAAUGGCUCUGAGAUACGAAUAAUAUUACUACACAGAUCCUACACAUAACGUUAGCUAGCGAGCCAGCCAGCUAACGUUAGCUAGCUAGCUGACAGUACACUAACUUGAAAUGAAAACGACUUUAUGACAAAAUUAGAAAUGUGCUCAUUGGCAAUGCAUUGAGUAGAAUGCUCAGUCGGUCAUCAGUCCAAAACAAAUGUUCAAAACAAUAUUGUGACGAAACGUGCAACCCAUGAAUACACCACACAAUUAAAGUUAUUUAUGUAGCUAUCUCGGGCAUUAUCGCUUAAUUACACCACAGAAAAGUUAGACGUGUGCAUACAGUUUAGUAUCACAGAGGUAACAGAGCGUUGUUAACACCCCGCCCUUUCUCUCUUCACUAACUCCUAAAACAGUUUGUUUUGAUUGACAUUUCCCACAAGCAAAUGGGUGUCGUGACGUGCCUUUCAUUAUUGCGAUGACUAUUAUCGACUAUGUUUAAUUGUUACUAGAUUAAAUUAAUCAUGUAACAAUUAACUCAUUAGGAAUUUGGGGCACCACGGGAAACGUUGUUUAACAAGUUACCGUUUCCCGAAUUAACUCUAAAGAUAUCUAGAUAUCUCUUAUAAUUUAACAGUAAUUUAUUAAGUUAUCAUUUACCUCAUAUCAGUCUCAUUCUGAAAUACGUAGGUGUCACGCCCUGACUCAGGGGACGCUUAUAUGUUGAGUCAGGGUGUGUAUAUUCCUUGUUGUGUUUGGUCAUUGUUUGUCGAUCUAGUAUGUAUGGUUCUAUGUUGGCCGGUGUAAUUCCCAAUCAGAGGCAGCUGUCGUUCGUUGUCUCUGAUUCGGGACCAUACUUAUGCAGCCUAUUGGCACUAGUGGGUUGUGGGAUCUUGUUAAGGUAUGUUGUGUCGUCUACCUUGGACUUCACGUUUCGUUUCUUGUUUUGUCGUGUGUUUAUUUAGAAAAUAAGCAUGUACGCAUAUCACGCUGCGCCUUGGUCUGUCCCAUCAUUCAACGAACGUGACAGUAGGCUCUUUAAGUCUGCACGAACCUGGGUCUUACUGAUCAUUCUGUACCACACAAAUUGAUUUAAUUAUUUAUUUACUAACUAAUUAAAAAUGAUAACACAAGAUACAAACACAUACACAGUAUAGGUAGGGAUUAGAAACGUAAUACAAUGAAAACGGGUCCCUAGCGGACUAACACAAUAUGACACUUGUUACAAAAGAUGGCGAGUUAAAGAGAGGGAGAGAGAAACACUUGGAUACACAUGAACCUAAGCUCAUAGUCAUCCUAAUACUUUUCCAGAACUGACGCCCGUUUGGCAAGAAGUAAUGCAUGUAUUUACUUGUUUGAUUUCGUCGUCUCUGUUGGACACAGGCCUUCGUGAGAAGGGUCGAUUGGGCCUUCUCUUUUCGGAUGGCCUUUUAGAAGUAAGGUUCAGAUAUAAUGCUCAGAUUGUCCACUAGAGGUCACAAUGUCCUUCUUCUUAGUCGUCUGUUUACUUUCACUCGUUCUGGAAGUGGUCUUCUGAGGACGGCUAAUCAGCCGUGUUGAUGAUCCCCAGUGGGGUGAUGAGAGCAGUGUAGUAGACGAUGGUUUGAAGAGAGUAACAGGGUGGUCCCACUUAAAUUCACCUUCUUAGAUACACUACUUAGAACAGCUACACAGCCGUACCAUUGCUUGUUAGUGGAGGCAACUUUGUCGUCUUCACCUCGUGUUGAUUUUCAGGGUCGGGACCAAUAUGGACAACAGCUGCAGCUUGAGGUCCGUCUAGUCUGAUCUGAUCAUUCUUAUCUCAGUCUUGUAUUCUGGUAAAGAGGGGCGUUUCCGUCAUACUGACACGCUCUCUGAGCUCCCUCGGGCGUGGCUAGUUACGAGGCAAAAGUAUUAUUAUGACUAUGAUUUUGUUAGAAAGCUAAAAUCACAUUCCUAUCUUCACGAAAACAUUGUCUUCCUCCUUGAUAUUUUCUACCCAAGGUAAAGGAUGUAUACCUGAUAUCCACAGUGUAAAAGCUCUUCAAGUCACAAUGUUUUCCUUAUAACACCUUUAUACAAAAUAUACAUUAAUUUUUCUAUAUUCCAUUUCUCAUCAUUCCCAACGUUUGGAUGUUGAAAUAUAUUGUCCCAAUGUUCAUUGUUGGAUGUUUAAGUUUUUGGGCGGCAAAAGUCUCUGAAACAAAGGACAUUCCUUUCAGGGAGAGUCAUGACAGGGGCUUCCUCUCUUUCCUUCCUAAGAUAUCUCUGUUUGUUUCCCCCCAUUGACGAUACUACAGUACUCUGUCAACAGUCACCUAUGAACAUGAAGACGCGUGCCCUGUGCUGUACCCUCUGCUGUCACAGCCCCAGGUCUUCAGACUAAAUCUCAGCGCUAAGCUUAGCUGAGUCAGGUGUUGAAAGACUACUUUCAUCUCAGUGAAAAGGCCUGGCACCACAAUGUCUCUCUAUCGUCUCUCUAUGUCGCCAUCUACCUUCGUCCUGUGAUUAGUAUUGUUUGUUUAUACCGGGGGCGAUUGGUGUCAGCGAUGAUGUGCGUAGCUAGGGGAAUAAGGAAUAAGUCACAGGUGGCGUGUGGAUUGUUGUGGGUCACAGAAAUGAUAUGUCAAUACAUACCAUUGACACAGUAUAUUUAUUUAUUUUAUUUAUUUAACCUUUAUUUAACUAGGCAAGUCAGUUAAGAACAAAUUCUUAUUUACAAUGACGGCCUACCAAAAGGCAAAAAGGCCUCCUGCAGGGACGGGGCUGGGAUUAAAAAUAAAAAUAUAGGACAAAACACACAUCACAACAAGAGACACACCACUACGUGGUCCUCUGUAGCUCAGCCGGUAGAGCACGGCGCUUGUAACGCCAGGGUAAUGGGUUCGAGACCACCCAUACACAAAAAUGUAUGCACGCAUGACUGUAAGUCGCUUUGGAUAAAAGCGUCUGCUAAAUGGAAUAUUAUAUUAUAUUAUAUAAAGAGAAACCUAAGACAACAACAUAGCAUGGCAACACAACAUGGUAGCAGCACAAGACAUGGUACAAACAUUAUUGGGCACAGACAACAGCACAAAGGGCAAGAAGGUAGAGACAACAAUACAUCACGCGAAGCAGCCACAACUGUCAUUAAGAGUGUCUAUGAAUGAGUCUUUGAAUGAAGAGAUGGAGAUAAAACUGUCCAGCAUAUCUUAUUUUAUUUACAGUAGUAUGCACAUGUGUGUGAGUGAUCUUUGUGAAUGUAUGCACAGUAUGUUCUGUAUGUAUGGAGAGUGUGUGUGUGUGUACACGUCUGUUAUUGUGCUUAUCGUGUGUGUGUCGGGCGUCAUUCACAACGGGACUGUUCAGUCAGUGGUAUUUCUCUGUUUACUGCAUAGCUGACAUUGUUUGGGUCUGUGGCUGCAUGUGGCUGUCACAGUGGUCCCUCAAGAGGCCAGAGAGUCUAGCACCCACCCACUGAGUGGUCAGGAGAGAGAGGGGGGGCUUAGGGUUAUAGAGGGGGAGACGGGAAGGACAGACAGCGAGGGAGGAGGGAGGGAGGGAAGAAGCUUGGGAAGAGGGGAGAAAGAGAAGAGUGAGAUGGAUAGAUAUGGGUGGUCAGGAUAGAGACAAAGUAGACAAGAUGGCGGGAGGACAAGAGGGUACAAUGUAGAAUAAGUAAAGAGAGUGAAAGGAGAGAAGACAGGCGAGAAAUUAAGAGGAGAGAAAUAUAUUGAGGAAGAGAAACAGAGAGAAAUCACUGGGAGAAAGGUGGGAGGCCAAUAUAGAGUAGGAGAGACAUUUUUAUAUGUAGGAGUGUAUUGGGUUCCCUGACUAUUGGUCUCAACAGUCUGGGAGUUAUUUUGAGAUCUGUAUUUGGACUGAAGGGCUAUAAUCAGGGGCGGACUUGCCACACAACAGAGACAUUAGAACACACAACAGAGACAUUAGAACACACAACAGAGACAUUAGAACACACAACAGAGACAUUAGAACACACAACAGAGACAUUAACAACAAUAAUCUACAAAUGUUCUCACCUCCUCCUCUGUCCCGUUUGCUCUCUCUUGCCAGGCAGUCAACCUGCUUUCCAUCACGAGAAAAGAGUCACAACGCCCGUAGAAGUUGGCAGGAGAGCAGAAACCAACUGGCACUCAGACUUCCAACAGACUGGCACUCAGACUACCAACAAACAUACAAUGUGCUAAAAAACAAUGCUCACAGCUGAAGCCUGACAAUGAUGGACAAACAAAAUGGUAACAGCCUUAAAAAUAUAUGAAAUGUAUAAAUGAAAAUUGGCUACCUUUUUGAUAGUUGGUUAUAUGAAACUAAAACUGUAUGUUAGAUAAUUCCUAAACACAUUUACGCUCCACACACUACAGUGCUUAUUAUCUAUCAAUGCUAUGAUAACAAGUAUUGCAACACUGCAAUCCUUUUUUAGGAAAUGGGCCCAAAGCCCCAGAGAACGGGGUGAAGGGGAAGCCUCCGUACUCUGUGGAAACGCCCUAUGGCUUCCACCUGGACCUGGACUUCCUCAAGUACGUGGACGACAUCGAGAAGGGCCACACCAUAAAGAGGGUCCCCAUCCUGCGCCGGAGCAGUGGGCAGAGGCCCAGCACUCUCCCCAGGCACCUCAAGCUCUCUGGGCAUGGUUACCAGCCUAGCCCCUUGGGCUCCACUGGAGCUCUGGCCCCCAAGUCUCGCCUCGCCGACCCCCACCAAGGCUAUGGCUCUUGGGCUUAUGACGGCAGAUCGCCAGCCUCCCCUGGAGGGUACAAGUCUGUGGCAGAGAUGGAAGCCAGUAUCCGGGCCUUUGAUGAGCAGCCCUUGGGGGAGCACAUCAGGCCCAAUCUCCUGCGGGCCUCCAACCUGCCUCUCACCGUUCUGCUGAGGAAAAGUUCAACUGAAGACCCAGUCAGUCUCCGAAGCUCCAGAGACCGUCUUGGAGGAAGGGACACGUCCACGGAAGACAUCUUCUACUCCCUGGACCGCUCGUCCGACUGUCCGUCCGACCAGGACUUUUCUGGAACCCUCCGCCGCCUAAAUGAAGCCCUGGCGCGCAUGGGCGAACUGGAGGAGGAGGUCCGGGUCAUCCCAGAGCUCAAGGCACAGAUCUGCAUCCUGCAGGAGGAGAGGGAGAUGCUCCGUCUUGGACUGAACCCCAAACCCGGGUCCCGAACCUUCGCCAACAGGGUUAAAGACCACUCUUACGUGACCUCUGACCUCAAAAGACCCAGGAAAGAGAGUCAUCUCUUCCCCACCAAAGACGAUGUCACUGAUGAUGACUCUAACCAGACACAUGAAUGGAGGACAAGCACAGACCUGGAUGAGCUUCUCACAGUGACGUCCCUGCAGGCCAAAGUGGCCAUGCUGGAGCAGAGGCUUCAUGAGAGCAGCCUGGACCUCCAGAAGACCACCGUGCUAUUGAGAGAACAGCAGAAGGAGGACCGGAGGAAGGAUGAGAGGAAGUGCCAGCUGACAAGGAACACUGGGGACUGGGUGAGAGCAGAUAGAGUCCCUGUGGACCAAGAUGAAGAACAGACUGAGAAUACUUCUAGGUGGGCCUUAGCAGGUGCGCAUGGUACGUCCAUUCGAGAAAGUUUGAAUGUAGGAGAAGCUUUGUCGACAAAUACAGUGACCAUUAGAACAAAUAGACAAAACUCUGGCGCUCAGAUUGAGGGCCUAGAAGAUCAUCAAGUUUGGGUUUCAGCUAGCUCUUUCAUGAUGGAGGCCCAAGCGAUCCGUCUUGGAGCUGGUCAACACAGUUCAGAAACGGUGGUCCAUUGCUCUGUCAGAGAACCAGGCCUGGCAGUACCCAUGGAGCACAUGCCUCAGGAGGAAGCCCCCCCAGGGAGCAUGGAUCAAGCUGUGGCAGCCCUCCACAUAAGGAGGAUCCAGGGUCUCCUGGAACAGCAGUGGGAGUGUCUGUGUGGGGGGACAGCAACAGAGGGGGGCAAGGCCCUGGAGCACCCAGACCCCAAGGUCAAUUCGCUACAGGAGGAGAUGAUGAGUCUGGUUCAUACUCUUUCCUCCUACUACAACCAUGGAUCCAGUGACGGAGAGGUUUCUCAAGGAGGUAUAGUUUAUUUUCACAGAUCUUUGGGUUGAUUUCCAGAACACAGAUUAAGCCCAUUGCUAGACUAAAAAGCAGAAUCUCAAUUGAAAGUGCUUUCUAGUCCAGGAGAAGUCUUGAUCUAGGACUGGGAACCUGGCCAAUAAUUGACAGUCUACACUGACGCUAAAUAUUUUCAAUUAAAUAUAAAAAGAGAAGUUAUUUGGAAAAAGGAAUUAUCUUCUCAGGUUCCUUAUAAAGCUAAUUGAAUUCCAAUGCUAAUUUUAUAGCACAGAGCUCUUUUGUCUUUUAUAAGGUAGACAUUUUCGAACUCAUUUGAAUUUCAAAGUGUAAAGUCCCAAUGUUUUUUAAACCCCAUUCACGUCACGUCAGCACAUUUAACUCACAGCUUUGAGCUAUUUCUCCAUCUAGCAUGAACGAUUAGGUCAGAUUUGCGAGUCAUUUACGGGAAUUCCCUGCACACAAAUUUUAUUACCAUGUCAAAGAGACCAUUUUUUGACAACUUUACUUGCCUCUCUCACAUCGAGACCCACAAUUUUACCAUGCAGUGUAAAUGAAUGGUUAUAUUUGGCCUGGCUUUAUGCCUGAUAGAAGUGUAGUGACGACUGUAACUCUCUCUUACUGUAGGCACUUUAUGAAGGAUUUUCUUUUUGCCAUAUUGGAAUGACUCAGUCCCUACAAGCACUUCCCUUUAUACUAGCACUUUGGUCAUAAUUAUUUUGUUCUCGUGCAAAAGACAAUUCAAAGCUGCUGAGGACACAACUCACCAGACUUGUGUGUCUUAUUAAAGCAAAGAAAGUUAUCAAAGCUUCCCAUUGCUAUUAGGCUACCAACCAUGUAUAAUGGAGUAUGUUUAAGGACUGUCUAUUUCCAUGUCUAUGUCGUACUGUGUGGUUGGUCCCACCUGAAAGGACAAUAAUAUGCAAAGCAUUUACAAUUAUGUAGCUUUUAUGAAGGGUUCAAGCUUCACCAACCCUUUAGUUGUUGUUGUUUGUUUAGCCGUUGUUGUAUUCAAAGUGAGACCGUGUGAUUUAACAGCUCCUACGCCUUAAAACAUUAUUCCGUCUCGUCUAGGGUUGCAAAGGGAGGGUAUAUUACUGGAAACUUCUGAAGUUUACCAGUAAACUACCAGAAUUGUGGUAACUUUCAAGUUAUUUUAGGAAUUUUAUCUAGUGGCCUUUUUGGGUACUUUAGAUUAUCACAGGUGUCUGUAAUUAUCUCUGGCCCUCUGUGUGGCCUUAUCACAUGUUAAAUAUAUUAAAUAAUCAAAUAAGAAUAUUUUAAAAUAACAAAUACAAAUAUAAACCAUCAACUUAGUGAAUACCAUUGGUGUUUAAUAUGAGGGUUUCAGCAUGAAAUAUCCUUUAUACUGUAUUUGUAUUACUAUGUCAAUAUGUCUUUGUUUUAAAUGUUCUGGUGCCAAACUGGUGGCAGUUGUGAAAAAACUAAAUAGUUGGAAGAGUUGCAUAGUUAAUGGCAAAUAAUGCCAUUGUUGAUUAGAUGCUUAUUUCAUUAAGUAGGCAAUUUUCUCUUGAAUUAAAUGGCCUAUUCACUAGAGCAGUAGUUCCCAACCUCUUUUGGUUACUGUACCACCAACUGAAUUUUGCUCUGCCCGGAGUACCCCUGAAGUACGCCCUCGUGCAUUUUACCAGUAGGCCUCUGGUCUCAUGAGUCUUCUCAAGUACCCCCUGUGGAUAGGCCAAGUACCCCCAGGGGUCUUAUUACCCCUGGUUGGGAACCACUGCACUAGAAACUCAUGGGCACAGAUAUAUAAAAAGAAUAUUAUAUAUGAAUACAUUUGUUUAAAGUUAUUAAAGUAUAAAUUACCAACGUUCCUAUAGAUUGCCAUAGCUUUUACCAGUAGUUUUGCAAUCCUAGUCAUGUCUUUUUCUCUCCUAGUCCCAACAUCCAUCAUGAAGAGAAAUGGGAGUGCUCGGCUGUCAAAGAACCUCCACUUUGCUGGUGUGAGCAGAGGGUAAGACACCAGUCUCCUGAUGUAUAUGUUGUUUACAAAUAACUAACUUGAGCAUCACCCUCUGAAUUUAUGACCAACUUAUGGCUAACCCUGAAGAUUUUACUGUGCGGCAACACUAGUUUGGUACUGUCUGCGUUUAGCUAUGAAAACCCCUUGUACAGUGCCUUCAGAAAGUAUUCACACCCCUUGACUUUUUCACAUUUUGUUGUGUUACAGCCUGAAUUUAAAAUGGAUUAAAUUGAGAUUUUGUGUCACUGGCCUACACACAAUACUCCAUAAUGUCAAAGUGGAAUUAUGUUUUUAGAAAUGUUCACAAAUUAAUACAAAAUGAAAAGAUUAAAUGUCUUAAGUCAAUAAGUAUUCAACCCCUUUGAUAUGGCAAGCCUAAAGUUUAGGAGUAAAAAUGUGCUUAACAAGUCACAUAAUAAGUUGCAUGGACUCACUCUGUGUGCAAUAAUAGUGUUUAACAUGAUUUUUUAAACGAUUACCUCAUCUCUGUACCCCCAGUCGAGAAGUGAAUUUCAAACACAGAUUCAACCACAAAGACCAGGGAGGUUUUCCAAUGCCUCACAAAGAAGGGCACCUAUUGGUAGAUGGGUAAAAAUUUAAAAGCAGACAAUGAAUAUCCCUUUGAGCAUGGUGAAGUUAUUAAUUACACUUUGGAUGGUGUAUCAGUCAAAUCAAAUCAAAUUGUAUUUGUCACAUGCGCCAAAUACAACAGGUGUAGACCUUACAAUGAAAUGCUUACUUACAAGCCCUUAACCAACAAUGCAGUUUUAAGAAAAAUAAGUGUUAAGUAAAAAACAGAUUUUUUAUUUAUUUUUUAUAAAUGAAAGAGCAGCAGUAGAGAGGCUAUAUACAGUAACGAGGCUAUAUACAGUAACGAGGCUAUAUACAGUAACGAGGCUAUAUACAAUACACCCAGUUACUACAAAGAUACAGGUGUCCACCUAACUCAGUUGCCGGAUAGGAAGGAAACCACUCAUGGAUUUCACCAUGAGGCCAAUGGUGACUUUAAAACAGUUACAGAGUUUAAUGGCUGUGAUAGGAGAAAACUGAGGAUGGAUCAACAACAUUGUAGUUACUCCACAAUACUAACCUAAAUGACAGAGUGAAAAGAAGAAAGCCUGUACAGAAUAAAAAUAUUCCAAAACAUGCAUCCUGUUUGCAAUAAGGCACUAAAGUAAAACUGCAAAAAAUGUGACAAAGAAAUUAACUUUAUGUCCUGAAUACAAAGUCUUAUGUUUGGGGCAAAUCCAACACAUCACUGAGUACCAUUCUUCAUAUUUUCAAGCAUGGUGGUGGCUGCAUCAUGUUAUGGGUAUGCUUGUCAUCGGCAAGGACUAGGGAGUUUUUUUAGGAUAAAAAGAAAUGGAAUACAGCUGUAACCACAGGCAACGUCUUAGAGGAAAACCUGGUUCAGUCUGCUUUCCAACAGACACUGGGAGACAAAUACACCUUACAGCAGGACAAUAACCUAAAACAUAAGGCCGAAUAUACACUGAGUGUACAAAACAUUAGGAAAACCUUCUUAAUAUUGAGUUGCCCUCAGAACAGCCUCAAUUCAUCGGGGCAUGGACUCUACAAGGUGUCGAAAGCAUUCCACAGGGAUGCUGGCCCACAUUCACUCCAAUGCUUCCCACAGUUGUGUCAAGCUGGCUGGAUGUCCUUUGGGUAGUGGACCAUUCUUGAUACACACAGGAAACUGUUGGGUAUGAAAAACCAGGCAGCGUUGCAGUUCUUGACACAGUCAAACCGGCGUGCCUGGCACCUACUACCAUACCCCGUUCAAAGGCACUUAAAUCUUGUCUUGCGCAUUCACCCUCUGAAUGGCACAACUCUAUGUCUCAAUUGUCUCAAGGCUUAAAAAUCCUUAUUUAACCUGUCUCCUACCCUUCAUCUACACUGAUUGAAGUAGAUUUAACAAGUGACAUCAAUAAGGGAUCAUAGCCUUCACCUGCAUUCACCUGGUCAGUCUGUCAUGGAAAGAGCAGGUGUUAGUAAUGUUUUGUACACUCAGUGUACACUGGAGUUGCUUACGAAGACGGCAUUGAAUGUUCCCGAGUUGCCUAGUUACAGUUUUGACUUAAAUCGGCUUGAAAAUAUAUGGCAAUACAUUUGCUAAAAUUUCAAAAAAAUAUUUUCACUUUGUCAUUAUGGGUGAGAAAAAGAAGGGUGAGAAAAACAUACAGUGGGGAAAAAAUGUAUUUAGUCAGCCACCAAUUGUGCAAGUUCUCCCACUUAAAAAGAUGAGAGAGGCCUGUAAUUUUCAUCAUAGGUACACGUCAACUAUGACAGACAAAUUGAGAAAAAAAAAUCCAGAAAAUCACAUUGUAGGAUUUUUAAUGAAUUUAUUUGCAAAUUAUGGUGGAAAAUAAGUAUUUGGUCACCUACAAACAAGCAAGAUUUCUGUCUCUCACAGACCUGUAACUUCUUCUUUAAGAGGCUCCUCUGUCCUCCACUCGUUACCUGUAUUAAUGGCACCUGUUUGAACUUGUUAUCAGUAUAAAAGACACCUGUCCACAACCUCAAACAGUCACACUCCAAACUCCACUAUGGCCAAGACCAAAGAGCUGUCAAAGGACACCAGAAACAAAAUUGUAGACCUGCACCAGGCUGGGAAGACUGAAUCAGCAAUAGGUAAGCAGCUUGGUUUGAAGAAAUCAACUGUGGGAGCAAUUAUUAGGAAAUGGAAGACAUACAAGACCACUGAUAAUCUCCCUCGAUCUGGGGCUCCACGCAAGUCUCACCCCGUGGGGUCAAAAUGAUCACAAGAACGGUGAGCAAAAAUCCCAGAACCACACGGGGGGACCUAGUGAAUGACCUGCAGAGAGCUGGGACCAAAGUAACAAAGCCUACCAUCAGUAACACACUACGCCGCCAGGGACUCAAAUCCUGCAGUGCCAGACGUGUCCCCCUGCUUAAGCCAGUACAUGUCCAGGCCCGUCUGAAGUUUGCUAGAGUGCAUUUGGAUGAUCCAGAAGAGGAUUGGGAGAAUGUCAUAUGGUCAGAUGAAACCAAAAUAGAACUUUUUGGUAAAAACUCAACUCGUCGUGUUUGGAGGACAAAAUGCUGCUGAGUUGCAUCCAAAGAACACCAUACCUACUGUGAAGCAUGGGGGUGGAAACAUCAUGCUUUGGGGCUGUUUUUCUGCAAAGGGACCAGGACGACUGAUCCGUGUAAAGGAAAGAAUGAAUGGGGCCAUGUAUCGUGAUAUUUUGAGUGAAAACCUCCUUCUAUCAGCAAGGGCAUUGAAGAUGAAACGUGGCUGGGUCUUUCAGCAUGACAAUGAUCCCAAACACACCGCCCGGGCAACGAAGGAGUGGCUUCGUAAGAAGCAUUUCAAGGUCCUGGAGUGGCCUAGCCAGUCUCCAGAUCUCAACCCCAUAGAAAAUCUUUGGAGGGAGUUGAAAGUCUGUGUUGCCCAGCGACAGCCCCAAAACAUCACUGCUCUAGAGGAGAUCUGCAUGGAGGAAUGGGCAAAAAUACCAGCAACAGUGUGUGAAAACCUUGUGAAGACUUACAGAAAACGUUUGACCUGUGUCAUUGCCAACAAAGGGUAUAUAACAAAGUAUUGAGAAACUUUUGUUAUUGACCAAAUACUUAUUUUCCACCAUAAUUUGCAAAUAAAUUCAUAAAAAAUCCUACAAUGUGAUUUUCUGCAAUUUUUUCUCUCAUUUUGUCUGUCAUUGUUGACGUGUACCUAUGAUGAAUGAAAUUACAGGCCUCUCUCAUCUUUUUAAGUGGGAGAACUUGCACAAUUGGUGGCUGACUAAAUACUUUUUUCCCCACUGUAUAUUUAAACAAUUUUGAAUUCAGUCUGUAACAACUAAAAUGUGGAAUAAGUCAAGGGGUGUGAAUACUUCCUGAAGGCACUCUAUAUGGCUAGAUUGGCAGGAUGGCUGUACAUUUAGAACCUAAAAGGGUUCUUUGGCUGUCCACAUAGGAGAACCCUUUGAAGAACCCUUUUUGGUUCCACAGCGGGUUCUACAUGGAACCCAAAAGGGUUAUCAUAUGCGGACAGCUGAAGAACCCUUUUGGAACCCUUUUUUUUUUUCUAAUAGUGUAAUGGCAAAAACAAACUGGUUCCUAAUGAUAUGUGUUUAGCUUUGAAACGACACCAAAUGAGGAUUUGGACAGUAAGAGGCAUGCAAACGAGGACAUGUCAGCCCUGCAGCAACAACCGGAUGGACAACUCCACCCUGGGGAGAUGGCAGAGAAACGUGCAGACCACAGGGGUUCCAACCAUGGAGACCAGAAAGAGGGAGACCCAAGCCCAGGCCAAGAGAUGAUGGAAGGAACCAAUCCGACGGACGAGACUACUCAAGCUGCACAACCAGACGAACAGACAGAUAGUGGUGGGGAUGCGGAAGCUGCAGAACCAAAGGAACAGAACAAGACAGACACAACACCAGAGGAAACCAUGAAAGCAGAACCAGACCCUAUCACAGAUCCCAAACAAGACAGGUGAGGGGAACUGAGUAUAUCGUAUUUCAUUCAUUAAUUAUACAAUUUGAUGAUUUGCCAGUUUAAAUUUUGGCAUAUUCAUUUUCUAAUUUUGAAAAGUGCCAUGACAUUUUUUCAGAAUAAAAAAAAACGAUUUAUUAUAACGUAUUGAUGUUAGUGAGAGUAUAUUAAUAUUGUUGACAGUCCAACUCAUGGGACUGAUUCUAUUUCCUCAUAGAGAGGCUGUAGAAGGGGAGUUCAUAGCAGCAUGUCAUUUCGUCAACGAUCACAUGGAUAACAUUGAUAACCCCAAUGAUGGAAUGGUACGUAUGGUACAGAAAUACACUUAGACAUCGACCUAUAGGCACAACCUAAUUGCACAAGCCUUAUUCAACACCUCUAUGAACGGCUGUCAACACAGAUAAGGCAGGCACUACCAAACACAGUGUCUUAAAGAUGAAAUCAUUUGUGUCAUUUUUCAUUUAAUGAAUGGAAGAAAAGCAUAGUUAUACACCUCAUUACUUUCAUUAGCAUCAUUAAAAUGUACAGGUAACUAUAGUCCCGUGUAGCUCAGUUGGUAGAGCAUGGCGCUUGCAGUAUAAAAAAAAUAUUAAAAAAUGUAUGCACUAACUAUUAGUCGCUCUGGAUAAGAGCGUCUGCUAAAUGACUAAAAUGUAAAUGUAACUGCCAAAAUCAAGGAAACACCAACAUAAAGUGCCUUAAAAGUGCCACCACGAGCCAGAAUAGUUUCAAUGCACCUUGGCAUAGAUUCUACAAGUGUCUGGAACUCUAUUGGAGGGAUGCGACACCAUUCUUCCAUGAGAAAAUACAUCAUUUGUUGAUGGUGGUCAACUGGGUUGAGAUCUGGUGACUGAGACGGCCAUGGCAUAUGGCUUACUCGUGCCCUGUGGAUGGGGUCUUUGUCAUCCUAUGGGGGUAUAGCCAUGGUAACCAAAAGAAUGGCCUGCCCAGCAUACCAGGGUCGUUACAAACAGUACAGGAAUGAAAUCAUCAACAUGUAUUGAUCAUAUCUUUACUAAUGCUGCAGAGAUUUGUUUGAAAGCAGUAUCCAAAUCCAUUGGAUGAAGUAAUCACAAUAUAGUAGCCAUAUCUAGGAAAACCAAAGUUCCAAAGGCUGGGUCUAAUAUAGUGUGUAAAAGGUCAUACAAUAGGUUUUGUAGUGAUUCCUAUGAUGUUGAUGUAAAGAAUAUAUGUUGGUCCGUGGUGGGUAAUGAGGAGCAAACAGACACUGCACUUGACACAUUUAUGAAAUUGCUUAUUCCAGUUACUAAUAAGCAUGCACCCAUUAAGAAAAUUACUGUAACAACUGUUAAAUCCCUGUAGAUUGAUGAGGAAUUGAGAAAUUAAUGGUUGAGAGGGAUGAGGCAAAAGGAAUGGCAAAUAAGUCUGGCUGCACAAUCGAUUGGCAAACGUAUUGCACAUUCAGAAAUCAUGUGACUAAACUGAAUAAAAAUAAGAAGAAACUACACUAUGAAACAAAGAUAAAUGACAUAAAGAAUGAUAGUAAAAAACUUUGGAGCACCUUAAAUGAAGUUUUGGGAAAAAAGGCAAACUCAGCUCCAUCAUUCAUUCAAUCAGAUGGCUCAUUCAUCACAAAACCAACUGAUUUUUCCAACUACUUUAAUGAUUUGUUCAUUGGCAAGAUUAGCAAAUUUAGGCAUGACAUGACAGCAACAAUUGCUGACACUACACCACCAAGUAUAUCUGACCAAAUUAUGAAAGACAAGCAUUGUAAUUUUGAAUUCCGUAAAGUGAGUGUGGAAGAGGUGAAAAAAUGAUUGUUGUCUAUCAACAAUGACAAGCCACCGGGGUCUGACAACUUGGAUGGAAAAUUACUGAGGAUAAUAGCGGACGAUAUUGCCACUCCUAUUUGCCAUAUUUUCAAUUGAAGCCUACUAGAAUGUGUGUGCCCCCAGGCUUGGAGGGAAGCAAAAGUCAUUCCGCUACCUAAGAAUAGUAAAGCCCCCUUUACUGGCUCAAAUAGCCGACCAAUCAGCCUGUUACUAACCCUUAGUAACCUUUUGGAAAAAAUUGUGUUUGACCAGAUACAAUGCUAUUUUACAGUAAACAAAUUGACAACAAACUUUCAGCAUGCUUAUAGGGAAGUACAUUCAACAAGCACAGCACUUAUACAAAUGACUGAUGAUUGGCUGAGAGAAAUUGAUGAUAAAAAGAUUGUGGGGCUGUUUUUUUAGACUUCAUUGCGGCUUUUGACAUUAUCGAUCAUAGUCUGCUGCUGGAAAAACAUAUGUGUUAUGGCUUUACUCCACCUGCUAUAUUGUGGAUACAGAGUUACCUGUCUAACAGAACACAGAGGGUGUUCUUUAAUGGAAGCCUCUCCAACAUAAUCCAGGUAGAAUCAGGAAUUCCCCAGGGCAGCUGUCUAGGCCCAUUACUUUUUUCAAUCUUUACUAACGACAUGCCACUGGCUUUGAGUAAAGCCAGAGUGUCUAUGUAUGCGGAUGACUCAACACUAUACAUGUCAGCUACUACAGCGACUGAAAUGACUGCAACACUUAACAAAGAGUUGCAGUUAGUUUCAGAGUGGGUGGCAAGGAAUAAGUUAGUCCUAAAUAUUUCUAAAACUAAACGCAUUGUAUUUGGGACAAAUCAUUCACUAAACCCUAAACCUCAACUAAAUCUUGUAAUAAAUAAUGUGGAAAUUGAGCACGUUGAGGUGACUAAACUGCUUGGAGUAACCCUGGAUUGUAAACUGUCAUGGUCAAAACAUAUUGAUACAACAGUAGCUAAGAUGGGGAGAAGUAUGUCCAUAAUACGCGCUGCUCUACCUUCUUAACAGCACUAUCAACAAGGCAGGUCCUACAGGCCCUAGUUUUGUCACACCUGGACUACUGUUCAGUCGUGUGGUCAGGUGCCACAAAAAAAGGACUUAGGAAAAUUGCAAUUGGCUCAGAACAGGGCAGCACGGCUGGCCCUUGGAUGUACACAGAGAGCUAAUAUUAAUACUAUGCAUGUCAAUCUCUCCUGGCUCAAAGUGGAGGAGAGAUUGACUUCAUCACUACUUGUACAGUGAGGGAAAAAAGUAUUUGAUCCCCUGCUGAUUUUGUACAUUUGCCCAGUGACAAAGACAUGAUCAGUCUAUAAUUUGAAUGGUAGGUUUAUUUGAACAGUGAGAGACAGAAUAACAACAAAAUAAUCCAGAAAAACGCAUGUCAAAAAAGUUAUAAUUGAUUUGCAUUUUAAUGAGGGAAAUAAGUAUUUGACCCUUCUGCAAAACAUGACUUAGUACUUGGUGGCAAAUCCCUUGUUGGCAAUCACAGAGGUCAGACGUUUCUUGUAGUUGGCCACCAGGUUUGCACACAUCUCAGGAGGGAUUUUGUCCCACUCCUCUUUGCAGAUCUUCUCCAAGUCAUUAAGGUUUCGAGGCUGACGUUUGGCAACUCGAACCUUCAGCUCCCUCCACAGAUUUUCUAUGGGAUUAAGGUCUGGAGACUGGAAUCUGAUUGAUUGAUUGCUUCUGUGGACAGAUGUCUUUUAUACAGGUAACAAACUGAGAUUAGGAGCACUCCCUUUAAGAGUGUGCUCCUAAUCUCAGCUCGUUACCUGUAUAAAAGUCACCUGGGAUUCAGAAAUCUUUCUGAUUGAGAGGGGGUCAAAUACUUAUUUCCCUCAUUAAAAUGCAAAUCAAUCUAUAACAGUUUUGACAUGCGUUUUUCUGGAUUUUUGUUGUUGUUAUUCUGUCUCUCACUGUUCAAAUAAACCUACGUACAAAAUCAGCAGGGGAUCAAAUACGUUUUUCCCUCACUGUAUUUAUGAGAAGUAUUGACAUGUUGAAUGCACCGAGCUGUCUGUUUGAACUUUUGGCUCACAGCUCGGACACCCCAUGCAUACCCCACAAGACAUGCCACCAGAGGUCUCGUCACUAACAUCAUUAACAUGUCUAUCUGCUGUUAGCAUCAUUAACAUGUCUAUCAGCUGUUAGCAUCAUUAACAUGUCUAUCUGCUGUUAGCAUCAUUAACAUGUCUAUCUGCUGUUAGAAUCAUUAACAUGUCUAUCUGCUGUAUGCAUUUUCUCUCUGAAAUAUCCAAGGGUUAUGGAUAGAAGUCCUCAGAUACAGAUCUAGGACCAGUUUAUCCUCCAUUUGGGGGGAAAACAGGAAACUGAUCUUAGAUCGGAGUCUAUGGCAGGGCUGGGCAACUCUAGUCCAGGUGGGCCACAGUGUGUGCAGGCUUUUGUCCUAGCCCCGAACUAACACUCCCCGGUUAACUUCUGUCUGUUCCCCAGAGGCGGGGCCUGGUGGUGCUGUUCCAGCAUUGGUUCCGGGUGGCGGCUGAGGAGGACUCCCUGGCCAAUACGGUGUCUGUGUACCUCAGAGAGGUGAGGACGGCCACGCCCUCGCUCCUCCCCUUCCUAGUUAACAUGGCUGACGACAACGGCAACACAGUGCUGCACUACAGCGUGUCUCACACCAACUACCCCAUUGUCAGCCUGCUACUGGACACAGGUAGGUACCACUGUGUGUGUGUGUGUGUGUGUGUGUGUGUGUGUGUGUGUUAUUCCACUAUUAUGAGUAUGGUAAAGGUAGGACAGUAUGUGUACAUAAACACUCACUGUAUGGGAUAUCUACAUGGUUCCACAUUGUAUCUACAUGGUUCCACAGUGUAUCUACAUGGUUCCACAGUGCAUCUACAUGGUUCCACAUUGUAUCUACAUGGUUCCACAUUGUAUCUACAUGGUUCCACAUUGUAUCUACAUGGUUCCACACGUGUAUCUACAUGGUUCCACAUUGUAUCUACAUGGUUCCACAUUGUAUCUACAUGGUUCCACACAUGUAUCUACAUGGUUCCACAUGUGUAUCUACAUGGUUCCACAUUGUAUCUACAUGGUUCCACAUUGUAUCUACAUGGUUCCACACGUGUAUCUACAUGGUUCCACAUUGUAUCUACAUGGUUCCACAGUGCAUCUACAUGGUUCCACAUUGUAUCUACAUGGUUCCACAGUCUAUCUACAUGGUUCCACAUUGUAUCUACAUGGUUCCACAGUCUAUCUACAUGGUUCCACAUUGUAUCUACAUGGUUCCACAUUGUAUCUACAUGGUUCCACAUUGUAUCUACAUGGUUCCACAUUGUAUCUACAUGGUUCCACAUUGUAUCUACAUGGUUCCACAUUGUAUCUACAUGGUUCCACACGUGUAUCUACAUGGUUCCACACGUGUAUCUACAUGGUUCCACAGUGCAUCUACAUGGUUCCACAUUGUAUCUACAUGGUUCCACAGUGUAUCUACAUGGUUCCACAUUGUUUCUACAUGGUUCCACACGUGUAUCUACAUGGUUCCACAUUGUAUCUACAUGGUUCCACAUUGUAUCUACAUGGUUCCACACGUGUAUCUACAUGGUUCCACAUUGUAUCUACAUGGUUCCACACAUGUAUCUACAUGGUUCCACAUGUGUAUCUACAUGGUUCCACAUUGUAUCUACAUGGUUCCACACAUGUAUCUACAUGGUUCCACAUUGUAUCUACAUGGUUCCACACGUGAAUCUACAUGGUUCCACACUGUAUCUACAUGGUUCCACACGUGUAUCUACAUGGUUCCACAUUGUAUCUACAUGGUUCCACAUUGUAUUCAUGUCUGUUCAUCCACUUCUAUAGACUCUCCUGAAACAAUCCCACAAAAACACAAGUUGACAUGAACAUUCCAAUACAGGUUUCUAAAUGUGUGUGUGUGUGUGUGUGUGUGUGUGUUCCCUCCUCUGCAGGUGUGUGUGAUGUGGACCUCCAGAACAAGGCGGGGUACACAGCGGUGAUGCUGGCCUCCCUGACGGCCCCGGACGGCUCUGGGGACAUGGAGGUGGUCGGCAGGCUCAUGGAGCUGGGGGACGUCAACGCUCGAGCCAGCCAGGUCAGGUCACUGUCACUGCCUCUGUAAACGCCAAAUACACGCCUCAUACUUCAUCCUAACACUCUUAUAUGGCACAUAUUGUACCGUAGGACCAAGCUUCUCAGUAUUCCAAAGCAAUAGACAAGAAUUGCUACAAAAUCCAUAGCGGAUAUUUCAGAGUUACAUACACUAUACACUACCAGUCAAAAGUUUUAGAACACCUACUCAUUCAAGGGUUUUUCUUUAUUUUUACUAUUUUCUACAUUGUAGAAUAAUAGUGAAGACAUCAAAACUAUGACAUAACACAUAUGGAAUCAUGUAGUAACAAAAAAAGUGUUAAACAAAUCAAAAAUAUAUUUUAUAUGUGAGAUUCUUCAAAUAGCCACUCUUUGCCUUGAUGACAGCUUUGCUCACUCUUGGCAUUCUCUUAAGCAGCUUCAUGAGGUAGUCACCUGGAAUGCAUUUCAAUUAACAGGUGUACCUUCUUAAAAGUUAAUUUGUGGAAUUUCUUUCCUUCUUAAUGCGUUUCAGCCAAUCAGUUGGGGGGGUAUACAGAAGAUAGACCUAUUUGGUAAAAGACCAAUUCCAUAUUAUGGCAAGAACAGCUCAAAUAAGCAAAGAGAAAUGACAGUCCAUCAUUACUUUAAGACAUGAAGGUCAGUCAAUACGGAAGUUUCUUCAAGUGCAGUCUCAAAAACCCUCAUGCGCUAUGAUGAAACUGGCUCUCAUGAGGACCGCCACAGGGAUGGAAGACCCAGAGUUACCUCUGCUGCAGAGGAUAAGUUCAUUAGAGUUACCAGCCUCAGAAAUUGCAGCCCAAAUAAAUGCUUCACACAGUUCAAGUAACAGACACAUCUCAACAUCAACUGUUCAGAGGAGACUGUGUGAAUCAGGCCUUCAUGGUCGAAUUGCUGCAAAGAAACCACUACUAAAGGACACCAAUAAGAAGAAGAGACUUGCUUGGGCCAAGAAACACGAGCAAUGGACAUUAGACCGGUGGAAAUUUGUCCUUUGGUCUGGAGUCCAAAUUGGAGAUUUUUGGUUCUAACCGCUGUGUCUUUGUGAGAUGCAGUGUGGGUGAACGGAUGAUCUCCGCAUGUGUAUUUCCCACCGUAAAGCAUGGAGGAGGAGGUGUUAUGGUGUGGGGGUGCUUUGCUGGUGACACUGUCUGUUAUUUAUUUAGAAUUCAAGGCACACUUAACAGCAUUCUGCAGCGAUACGCCAUCCCAUCUGGUUUGGGCUUAGUGUGACUAUCAUUUGUUUUUCAACAGGACAAUGACCCAACACACCUCCAGGCUGUGUUAGGGCUAUUUUACUAAGAAGGAGAGUGAUGGAGUGCUGCAUCAGAUGACCUGGCCUCCACAUUCCCCCGACCUGAACCAAAUUGAGAUGGUUUGGGAUGAGUUGGACCGCAGAGUGAAGGAAAAGCAGCCAACAAGUGCUCAGCAUAUGUGGGAACUCCUUCAAGACUGUUGGAAAAGCAUUCCAGGUGAAGCUGGUUGAGACAAUACCAAGAGUGUGCAAAGCUGUCAUCAAGGCAAAGGGUGGCUAUUUGAAGAAUCGCUUUGGAUAAAAGCGUCUGCUAAAUGGCAUAUUAUAUAUAUUAUAAGAAUCUCAAAUAUAAAAUAUAUUUUGAUUUGUUUAACACUUUUUUGGUUACUACAUGAUUCCAUAUGUGUUAUUUCAUAGUUUUGAUGUCUUCACUAUUAUUCUACAAUGUAGAAAAUAUUAAAAUAAAGAAAAACCCUUGAAUGAGUAGGUGUUCUAAGGCGUUUGACCGGUAGUGUAUAUACAAAAGUAUGUGGACACCCCUUCAAAUUAGUGGAUUUGGCUAUUUCAGUCACACCCGUUGCUGACAGGUGUAUAAAGUCAAGCACACAGCCAUGCAAUCUCCAUAGACAAACAGUGGCAGUAGAAUGGCCUUACUGAAGAGCUCAGUGACUUUCAAUGUGGCACCGUCAUAGGAUGCCACCUUUCCAACAAGUCAGUUCGUCAAAUUUCUGCCCUGCUAGAGCUGCCCCAGUCAACUGUAAGUGCUGUUAUUGUGAAGUGGAAACGUCUAGGAGCAACAAUGGCUCAGCCGUGAAGUGGUAGGCCACACAACCUCACAGAACGGGACCACCGAAGCGCAUAAAAAUUGUCUGUCCUCGGUUGCAACACUCACUGCCGAGUUCCAAACUGUCUCUGGAAGCAACAUCAGCACAAUAACUGUUAGUCGGGAGCUUCAUGAAAUGGGUUUCCAUGGUAUUUGUUAUUUUUGUUAUUUUAUUAGGAUCCCCAUUAGCUGUUGCAAAAGCAGCAGCUACUCUUCCUGGGGUCCACACAAAAUAUGAAACAUGACAUAAUACAGAACAUGAAUAGACAAGAACAGCUCAAGGACAAUAAAAAAUACAAAUAAAUGUAGCCUACAUAUCAAUACAUACACACAAACUAGGUCAAAUAGGGGAGAGGCGUUGUGCCGUGAGGUGUUGCUUUAUCUGCUUUUUGAAAUCAGGUUUGCUGUUCAUUUGAGCAAUAUGAGAUGGAACGGAGUUCCAUGCAAUAAUGGCUCUAUAUAAUCCUGUACGCUUUCUUGAAUUUGUUCUGGAUUUGGGGACUGUGAAAAGACCCCUGGUGGCAUGUCUGGUGUGGUAAGUGUUUGUGUCAGAGCUGUGUGUAAGUUGACUAUGCAAACAAUUUGGGAUUUUCAACACAUUAAUGUUUCUUAUAAAAAGAAGAAGUGUUGCAGUCAGUCUCUCCUCAACUCAUGGCUGAGCAGCCGCACACAAGCCUAAGAUCACCAUGCGCAAUGCCAAGCAUCGGCUGGAGUGGUGUAAAGUUCGGGCUAGGCCCCUUAGUUCCAGUGAAGGGAAAUCUUAACGUUACAGCAUACAAUUACAUUCUAGAUGAUUCUGUGCUUCCAACUUUGUGGCAACAGUUUGGGGGAAGGCCCUUUCCUGUUUCAGCAUGACAAUGCCCCCGUGCACAAAGCGAGGUCCAUACAGAAAUGGCUUGUCGAGAUCGGUGUGGAAGAUCUUGACUGGCCUGCACAGAGCCCUGACCUCAACCCCAUCGAACACCUUUGGGAUGAAUUGGAACGUCGACUGCGAGCCAGGUCUAAUCGUCCAACAUCAGUUCCCGACCUCACUAAUGCGCUUGUGGCUGAAUGGAAGCACGUCCCUGCAGCAAUGUUCCAACAUCUAGUGGAAAGCCUUCCCAGAAGAGUGGAGGCUGUUAUAGCAGCAAAGGUGGGACCAACUCCAUAUUAAUGCCCAUGGUUUUGGAAUGAGAUGUUCGACGAGCGGGUGUCCACAUACUUUUGGUCAUGUAGUGUAGCUAUGAAACAUCAAUAUACAGUAAAUUGGACCUGUGUAGUGAUUACUUGUUUAGAAUAAUAAUAUAUUUUAAAUGUUGAUAUAGGAGACUAAGCUAUAAACUAUAUGAAUCCGCACCAAGGGCCAAUGGUGUGUCAGGCAUUUUAGUCAUUUAGCAGAGCAUACAAUUCGUACUGGUCCCCUGUUGGAAUCUAACCCACUAUCCUGGCGUUGCAAGCGCCACGCUCUACCAACUGAGCCACAGAGGACUACCACGGUGAUCAUUCCGCGCAGAAAUCAUAAUAACAUGUCUUAACUGGCCCAUGGGCAGCGCCUGCAUAGUUUUCCUCUCUAUUUCAAACACACAACAAAAUAUUGUCCUGUAUGUCCAGCCCCCUAGCCUAAAGAUGGAUUCUGGCCCGUCAGUUUCAGCUCUGCAUCUCCUCAUCCCUGUCUCUCUCCGUCCAGGGGGGUCAGACAGCUCUGAUGCUAGCGGUGAGACAUGGCCGGGGCCUGAUGGUGCGUCUGCUGCUGCGCCGCGGCGCCGACACCAAAGUCCAGGACCGCCAGGGGGCCACGGCCCUCAUGUGCGCCUGCGAGAGGGGCCACACACACAUCGCCCGGCUGCUGCUGCAGAGGGCAGAGUGUGACACCAGCGUCGCAGACAGGGUGAGUGUUGGAUGGAUACACUACAGAACACACAAUCCCCCACCCCCUGAAAGCCUCGGGGGUUUCACCAUGAGGCCAAUGGUGACUUCAGGAGUAGGCAAUACAUCUAACGACCUGCUCCUACGCCACCUAGUGAAUAAGACUACAAACUACACCCUUGGGGGGAAUUAA